Molecule: messenger RNA, 4204 nt
Organism: Neolamprologus brichardi
Lineage: Eukaryota; Metazoa; Chordata; Actinopteri; Cichliformes; Cichlidae
Source: RefSeq, a predicted model, not a curated record
GAGAGGGCGUGGCCAGAGCGGCGCGUGGGUUCGCUUGGGUGACACAAUUAUAACAACUUUAUCUUCGCGGCCGAAACGCGCUUUAUUUGUCAAAUACUCACAUCUUGGAUAUUGUACUCAGUUAUUUGCAUUCAAAUAGCUGCACGAUACCACUUUGUGAUGAAAAAUGUGACGUUUGAGGAGCUACCCGGAGAGCGCUUCUGUCCCCCCCGAAAGGAUUUACUACAUCGAAUCGCAUCUUUUCAUCCCGGAGAAAAGUUUUUGAUCGUUUCGCUCUCUUCAGUUUUCCUUCUUUGAUUUGGCGGAGCGAUCCGUUCGUCCCCGCGUCGCGAUUUUCCAUGCAAUCGUGCGGUGUGUCUCUCGCCGCUGCUGCCUGCGCUGCUGCUCGGAGUCUCGGCUCGGCUUCUUCUAGUGGUGAUGAGGGAAAGAAAAUGGCGGCGGGAAAAGCGAGUGAAACAGAGGAGGACUUUCCGACACUGACAGCCGAGGAGAGGGAUAGUUUGGCUGGGAUCGACAGCUCACUGUUUGGAUUUCAGAAGCUUCAUGAAGAUGGCGCCAGAACGAAGGCCCUGUUGAUGAAGGCUGUUCGGUGCUACGAUUCACUCAUCCUUAAGGCCGAGGGCAAAGUGGACCCUGAGUUAUUCUGCCAGCUGGGCCACUUCAACCUCCUCUUGGAGGAUUAUCCGAAAGCAUUAUCAGCAUACCAGAGGUACUACAGUUUACAGUCAGACUACUGGAAGAAUGCCGCCUUUCUGUAUGGCCUCGGAAUGGUCUACUUCCACUAUAAUGCCUUUCAGUGGGCGAUCAAAGCAUUCCAGGAGGUGCUGUACAUUGACCCGGGGUUCUCCCGGGCUAAGGAGAUCCACCUGCGCCUAGGUCUCAUGUUCAAGGUCAACACAGACUACGAGUCAAGCCUAAAGCAUUUUCAGCUGGCUUUGAUUGACUCCAACCCCUGCACUUUGUCCAAAGCUGAAAUUCAGUUCCACAUUGCUCAUCUGUAUGAGAUUCAGAAGAAAUACCGGGCUUCCAAGGAGGCUUACGAGAGCCUUCUGCAGACAGAGGAUCUUCCUGCGCAGGUGAAGGCCACUACCCUGCAGCAGUUAGGCUGGAUGCAUCACACGGUGGAGCAGCUCGGGGACAGAGGAAGCAGGGACAGCUAUGCCAUCCAGUGUCUGCAGAAGUCUCUGGAGGCCGACCCUAACUCUGGACAGUCCUGGUACUUCCUUGGCAGGUGCUACUCAAGUAUUGGGAAAGUCCAGGAUGCCUUCAUGUCUUAUCGGCAAUCCAUAGACAAAUCAGAGGCCAAUGCAGACACCUGGUGCUCAAUAGGGGUGUUGUACCAGCAGCAGAACCAGCCCAUGGACGCUCUGCAGGCGUACAUCUGCGCCGUGCAGCUGGACCACAGCCACGCCGCUGCCUGGAUGGACCUGGGCACGCUGUACGAGUCCUGCAACCAGCCGCACGACGCCAUCAAGUGCUACAUCAAUGCCACUCGCAGCAAGGGCUGCACCAACACUGCUGCGCUAACCCACCGCAUCAAAUGCCUGCAGGCUCAGUUGAGUAACCCCCAGCUCAGUAGCCUACAGAGUAAAAGUAAAAUGCUCCCUCUUAUUGAGGAGGCAUGGAGUCUGCCAAUCCCAGCUGAGCUAACCUCCAGGCAGGGAGGCCUGAGCAGUGCACCACAGCAGGUGAGAGACCAGAUAGAGCAACUUACCCCACCCACUCCUCCUUCCUCCCCUCUUCUUGCCUCCCCCCCAGCCGACGUGGCGACACUCGACUCGAGCGCGAAUGAAUUUGUUCGAAAUUCUUCGGAUGAGCUGAUUUCAUUGGGUCAGAUGAGACAGAGCGCCUCAGGAGGUCAGGUGCGCCCAUCUCUCCCCAACGGCCCCACUACCAACUCCCUCCCCUCCCCCAAUCCCAGCCUGCACCCCAUGCGGCCCCACCUGGGACUCCACCGGCCACCGUGUCCGCCUCAGCCACUGGCCAACGGGCCCGUGGGCUCCGCGCCGCACGGACACUCGGACCCGCUCCCCGCGGGUGACAGUAGUAACAGUAGUAGUAAUAGUAGUAGUAGUAAUAAUAAUCAGCCAGGGCCCGCGCCCACAGGACCCAACGGAGACGUGCCUUACCUGCAACCUGCCGGCAGCGGCGGUGCAGCACUGCUACCUCACACCUGCACAAACACGCAAACACAGGACGCCAUGCCGCGCCAGGCCCUGCACCUAAACUCCUCUCAGGUGAGACGCCUCACUGAUGACCCGGCCGUCCUGCCCUCCACCCCCCACGCACAGGGCAGCUCAGCUGCCUCCUCGCCCAUCUCUGCCAUAUCCACCGCCACACCUUCGCCCAAAUCCUCAGAGCACACCCAGGCAUGUGGCCACAGUCCUGCUGGCACCGCAGCCACUGCACCCGCCGUCAACGGCAACAGCAAAGGAGGAAUUUCCGAGGACUCCCAGAGCCCGCUGAAGGCUGAGCCGCCUGCCGUCACCAGUCUCAAAGCUACGCCUCCGCACGGACACAGCUCCUCGUCGUCGUCAUCGUCGUCUUCAAUAUCCAUCUACCCCAGCUCCACAGACGUGCUGAAGGCCUGCAGAAACCUGGGGAAGAACGGUCUGUCCAACAGCAGCAUCCUCCUCGAUAAGUGCCCCCCGCCACGCCUGCCACCUCCACCCUCACCAGCCCUGCCCAAAGACAAGCUCAACCCUCCCACACCUAGCAUCUAUCUGGAGAACAAGAGAGAUGCUUUCUUCCCCCCGCUGCACCAGUUCUGCACAAACCCCUCCAACCCCGUCACUGUCAUUCGAGGACUGGCCGGAGCUCUCAAACUGGCUUGUACGCACGCGCCUCCCAACCUCUCUUCUCAAACUCCUCCUUCCUCCAGGAACAACAUCAACUUCCUGAUGGGCUCGUGGUGGCCUAACCUGGAGGACUUGUACGAGGCCGACGUGCCCGUCUACCGCUUCAUUCAGCGCCCGGGCGACUUGGUGUGGCUUAACACUGGCACAGUGCACUGGGUGCAGGCUAUUGGCUGGUGCAAUAACAUCGCCUGGAACGUGGGACCUCUUACCGCUCACCAGUACAAGCUGGCUGUGGAGCGAUACGAGUGGAAUAAGCUCCAGAGCGUCAAGUCCAUGGUUCCCAUGGUGCACCUCUCCUGGAACAUGGCGCGCAACAUUAAAGUGUCCGACCACAAGCUGUUCGAGAUGAUCAAGUACUGCUUGCUGCGGACGUUGAAGCAGUGCCAGUGGGUGAAGGAAGCCUUGGCGGCAGCCGGCAAGGAAACAGUGCUGAGGCCGAGGACCAGGGACGAGCCGGCCCACUACUGCACCAUCUGUGAGGUGGAAGUGUUCAACCUGCUGUUUGUGCGCCGCGAGCUCCUGUCCAAGAAGCAGUGCGUGAUCCACUGCCAGGAUUGUGCCCGAAAAGGCAGCGCCGCACUGGACGACUUCGUGGUGCUGGAGCAGUACAGGAUGGAGGACCUGAUGCAGGUCUACGACCAGUUCACAUUAGCCCCUCCUCUUCAUUCAUCUUCGUCUUGACAUUAGGCGACUCUUCUUCUGCUGUGGAGCCAUGAAGCCCAUUUACAGGAACUUGUACUGAGAUCUAAAAAAACUGAAAGAACAAACAUACACGGACCAUUUCUGAUAUUCAGGAAAGCCAAGGCCGACUCUACCCGACCCCCUCAUCACCACCACCACCACCCACCCUCUCUGCCGCCCCUUCUGUAUGGCUGGUCUCCAUAGCGACGGCUGGAGGCUGAGGCGGCGGAGCGUGUCUGUCUAUGCAACCCCUGUACAAAGAGCCCGGCGGAGGGCCUUCCACAAGAGGGCGCCACACCGAGCUCCAUAACAGGACUCUUGUUUUCUCUCUCUCCCUCCUCCUCCUGUUCUCCGCCUUGCCAGGCCACCCACCCACCUCUCCUCCCUCCCCACUCCUCCUCUAGAGACAAUGGCUCAGCCCUGUUUUAAUUGAGGACUUAAUCAGAUGAUCGGGAACAGGGAGGGGAAGGUGGGGUGGGGGGCGGGGACAAGGGGCAGGGGUGUUUUGUAGAUACUUGUUAACUCUCCCAACUGGCAACACCACCCGUAAAAGACUACUGACUUGACAACCUGUCUUUCUCUCUCUCUUUCUCUUUCUUUCUCCUUGUUUUCUAGUCCGAUGACUGGGUGAUUUUUUUUUUUUUUUAACUUUUUUUUUUUUUUUU